This is a messenger RNA of Cucumis melo (muskmelon), 733 nucleotides long. RefSeq names its product acyl carrier protein 1, chloroplastic. The coding region runs from base 92 to 511 and encodes 139 amino acids. Gene Ontology annotation, molecular function: phosphopantetheine binding; acyl carrier activity. The record is from RefSeq and is a predicted model, not a curated record. The transcript is spliced from 4 exons. Gene Ontology annotation, biological process: fatty acid biosynthetic process. Lineage: Eukaryota; Viridiplantae; Streptophyta; Magnoliopsida; Cucurbitales; Cucurbitaceae.
UUGCAACUGCCACGAACUUGCUCGCUUUGCUUUCUCCGUCCCAUUUUGCACUUUUCGUUUUCCCUACUCCAAACUCUCUCUCCCUUUGUCCAUGGCUUCGAUCACAGCUUCAUCACUCUCUCUGCGAACUGCACCUCCUCAUUGCCGCCAAAUCGCUGGAACAUCCAAGCUUUCAGGUUCAAGGAUGGUUUCGUUUUCUUACCAAGGGAGAAACAAUUUCUCUUCUAGAAGAUUACAGUCGCUUCGAAUUUCAUGUGCUGCCAAGCCAGAGACAGUUGAAAAGGUUAGCAGAAUAGUGAAAAAGCAAUUGGCAUUGCCAGAUGAUUCCACUGUUAAUGGCGAGUCCAAAUUUUCAACGCUUGGAGCUGAUUCUCUUGACACGGUUGAGAUUGUGAUGGGACUUGAGGAAGAGUUUGGGAUAAGCGUGGAAGAGGAGAGCGCACAAAGCAUCACAACCGUUCAAGAGGCUGCAGAUCUGAUCGAGGAUCUCAUCCUAAAAAAAGGUGCUUAAAAAUAUUUCAUCCCACUGCCUUCCUUCAAGAGGGGAGAGGGUGAGCCAAACACAAGUCUCCCUUUUACCAUUUUGCCCUUCUGUUAGUUUCUUUUAAUCGAGUGUCCAUGUCAUCUUGAUUUGAAACAGUCUGUAGUCUUCGAUCUUUCUUUCAUUCUCUCUCUAAUCCGCUAAUCAGUGUAUUAGGUCUUAAAAUAAUGAUAUGAGACUUUUUAUUUCCUA